This is a messenger RNA of Tyto alba (common barn owl), 1624 nucleotides long. RefSeq names its product nei like DNA glycosylase 1 (gene NEIL1). Gene Ontology annotation, cellular component: nucleus. Lineage: Eukaryota; Metazoa; Chordata; Aves; Strigiformes; Tytonidae. Gene Ontology annotation, molecular function: zinc ion binding; DNA N-glycosylase activity; DNA-(apurinic or apyrimidinic site) endonuclease activity. Gene Ontology annotation, biological process: base-excision repair. The transcript is spliced from 9 exons. The coding region runs from base 21 to 1274 and encodes 417 amino acids. The record is from RefSeq and is a predicted model, not a curated record.
CGGUCCCUCCGGUCGCGGCGAUGCCCGAGUGCCCGGAGCUGCACCUGGCCGGGCGUUACAUCAACGCGGCGUGCGGCGGGGUCGUGUUCUCGGGCGGCGUGGAACGCUCGCCGGUGGGCAGGGGCCCCGCGGUGCCCUUCCGCAGCCCGGCCUACCGCAUCUCGGCCGCCUCCCGGGGCAAGGAGCUGCGGCUGCUGCUGGCCCCGCUGGGCCCCGGCGAGCCCCAGGCCCUCGUCUUUCGCUUCGGGAUGUCGGGGUCGUUCCGGCUGUGCCCGGCCGGCCGGCCGCCCCGCCAUGCCCACCUCCGCUUCCUCACGGCCGAGAGCCCCCCGCGCGCCCUCUGCUUCGUCGAUGCCCGGCGCUUCGGCUCGUGGCGGCUGGGUGACGCCUGGCAGCCGGGCCGCGGGCCCUGCGUCCUCGCCGAGUACCAGGCCUUCAGGGAGAACGUGCUGAAGAACCUGGACGACAAGGCGUUUGACAAGCCCAUCUGCGAGGCCCUCCUGAACCAGAAGUUUUUCAACGGAAUCGGGAAUUACCUCUGCGCUGAGAUCCUGUACAGGUUGAAGAUCCCUCCCUUUGAAAAGGCUCGGACCGUGCUGGAGGCCCUGAAGGCUCAGGAGCAGGCGAGGAGGCAGAAGGUGGGGAAUACCUGGUGCUUUCACAGGCUCAGGAAGGGGACAGGUCUCCAGACAGGGAUUUGUUUUCCUGCGGCCCCACAGGACAUCUCGAAUCCGGCCCUGACGCUGAGCAAGAAGCUGAAGCUGAUGCGGGAGAACCCGGAUCUCCUGGAGCUGUGCCACACCGUGCCCAUGGAGGUCAUCGCGGCGGAGAAAAAUCUCCUUGACCCAGAUCACUCGGAUAACUACGCCGCGUUCAAGAACUGGCUGCAGUGUUACCUGGUGCCUGGCAUGAGCUGCCUGCGCGACCGCAACGGCAGGACCGUGUGGUUCCAGGGAGAGCCUGGCCCCAUGGCUCCCAAAGGGCAGACACCCCGCAAGAAGCGCGCUCAGCUGAAGGCAGAUCCCGAGGCUCUGACCCCCAAGGUCACCACACGUGCCUCGAAACGGCGUCCCAGGGCUGCAGCAAAACCCCCAAAGUCGGCCAAGGAGGAGGAGGAGGAGGAGGUGGCUGGUGGGCUGAGGAAGGGACGGGCUCGCGGGAGGAGGAAAGCGACCGCUGCUCCGGCCUCGUCUGAGCCUGAGGCACCGCUCAAAGCCCGAAAAAGCCGCCGGACGCCUGCACGCAGGGGCAGAGGCGCAGCCCCUGCCGUGUGAGUGCUGCAUGCUGCCCUCCCCAGGGGUGAUUUAGCAGCCGCAGGGGGAGCUCGGGGAGCUGGGGAGAAAUGGGGCUGCUCUCUACUCGUGCUCACAACCGCUUGCUGCCGCUGCACCCUGCCAGUGUGGCAAGGAGAAUUGGGGCUGAGUAAUGGGGCUGGUUUUAUCCAGUGUCCUCCUGCUGUACCCAGGCAUCUGAGGGAGAUAAGGGCACAGUCCAAAUGUUGUGCUGGACUCUGACCCUUCCUCUGCCUAAAAGCAAAUUCGCUCCUCCUUCCCCUCUUCCCUUUCUGGCUGCUGCCUGGAUCACCGUUUUUAGCUGACUAAUAAAGUAUUUUGUGUAGAAAUCA